Messenger RNA from Zalophus californianus (California sea lion), 2711 nucleotides. It is a transcript of the gene INTS14, whose product is annotated as integrator complex subunit 14. Gene Ontology annotation, biological process: snRNA 3'-end processing. The coding region runs from base 158 to 1714 and encodes 518 amino acids. NCBI's taxonomy places the organism in Eukaryota, Metazoa, Chordata, Mammalia, Carnivora, Otariidae. The transcript is spliced from 12 exons. The record is from RefSeq and is a predicted model, not a curated record. Gene Ontology annotation, cellular component: integrator complex.
GCCGGCUUCCCUUUUGUCGCGCGGCCCCAUCGUUCCGGCCGUGGUGCGCGGGCGGAAAGUUUACGCGGACGGACAGUGCCGGUGAUGGGCGCGGGCAUUUCUCUGUUCCUAGCUGUCUUUUUGCGCUCUGAUUGGGAACAUUGGGAUCAUUUUCAUCAUGCCAACAGUGGUGGUAAUGGACGUAUCCCUUUCCAUGACCCGGCCUGUGUCGAUCGAGGGUUCUGAGGAAUAUCAGCGUAAGCACCUAGCAGCCCAUGGUUUGACGAUGCUGUUUGAGCACAUGGCCACAAAUUACAAGCUUGAAUUUACAGCCCUGGUGGUUUUUUCAUCACUCUGGGAGCUGAUGGUUCCCUUCACAAGAGAUUACAACACCCUUCAGGAAGCACUAAGUAAUAUGGAUGAUUAUGAUAAAACCUGCUUGGAAUCUGCAUUAGUUGGUGUUUGCAAUAUUGUUCAGCAAGAAUGGGGUGGUGCGAUUCCUUGCCAGGUUGUUCUGGUGACAGAUGGCUGUCUUGGCAUUGGUAGAGGGUCACUGCGGCAUUCCCUAGCUACUCACAGUCAACGAAGCGAGAGCAACAGGUUUCCGCUCCCUUUUCCUUUCCCAUCUAAGUUAUACAUCAUGUGCAUGGCAAAUUUGGAGGAGCUUCAGAGCACUGACUCCUUGGAUUGCCUUGAACGUCUCAUAGAUUUAAACAAUGGUGAAGGGCAGAUUUUUACUAUUGAUGGCCCCCUGUGCUUGAAAAACGUACAGUCUAUGUUUGGAAAACUGAUAGAUCUGGCAUAUACACCUUUCCAUGCUGUUCUCAAGUGCGGCCACCUAACCGCUGAUGUGCAGGUCUUCCCCAGACCAGAGCCCUUUGUUGUAGAUGAGGAAAUCGAUCCCAUCCCUAAAGUCAUCAAUACAGAUUUGGAAAUAGUGGGAUUUAUUGAUAUAGCUGAUAUUUCAAGUCCCCCGGUUCUGUCCAGACAUCUGGUCCUACCAAUAGCACUUAACAAAGAAGGUGAUGAGGUGGGUACUGGCAUAACUGAUGACAACGAAGAUGAAAAUUCAGCCAAUCAAAUUGCAGGCAAAAUACCCAACUUUUGUGUCCUGCUCCACGGCAGCCUAAAAGUGGAAGGAAUGGUGGCAAUAGUUCAGUUAGGUCCUGAAUGGCAUGGAAUGCUCUACUCCCAAGCUGACAGCAAGAAGAAGUCAAACCUCAUGAUGUCUCUCUUUGAGCCUGGUCCAGAACCUCUCCCAUGGCUAGGGAAAAUGGCACAGUUGGGUCCUAUUUCAGAUGCUAAAGAAAACCCUUACGGAGAAGAUGACAAUAAGAGCCCAUUCCCCCUGCAGCCCAGAAACAAACGAAGUUAUGCCCAGAAUGUGACUGUCUGGAUCAAACCCAGUGGCCUGCAGACAGAUGUACAGAAGAUUUUAAGAAAUGCAAGGAAAUUACCUGAAAAAACACAGACAUUCUAUAAGGAGCUAAACCGUUUACGAAAGGCUGCCCUGGCGUUUGGUUUCCUGGACCUGCUCAAAGGGGUGGCUGACAUGCUGGAAAGGGAGUGCACGCUGCUGCCCGACACAGCGCACCCGGACGCCGCCUUCCAGCUGACCCAUGCUGCCCAGCAGCUCAAGCUGGCCAGCACCGGCACCUCCGAGUACGCCGGCUACGAGCACAAUAUCACGCCUUUGCACACAGACUUCUCUGGCAGCAGCACUGAAAGAAUGUGAAGCUGACUUUGGGAGCCUGCCCGCUUUUUUCAUUUCAGGUGAAAAUGAUUUAGGGUAAAAACUUUCCAAUUUAUUCACCUCUGCAAGAGCCCCCCCGAAGACCUCCCUGAGGCUGCCUCAGAAGCACCACUUGCUGGUUUCAGUUCUCUGCUAGAAUCUGAGGAGGAGGGUUCUGAAGGCCGGUUGGCUGCUUGGGCUUUGACCUUAGCUUUCUGGGGCUGAGUCUUUAAGCCCAAAAAACCAUUGUUGCUCCCACAAUGGGCACAUCUCCUGAGACUCUUAAAAGGACUGAUGAGCACAGAGCUCUCCCCACUUCCUCAGGAAACCUAAUCAGCAAGGGUUCUCUGGCUUCCUGAAAGGCACCUUCUCUCCUGUCCUCUCCCAACCGUAAGGACAUUUUCCAGCUUCUGCCCUUGGAAUGAGCAGCCCAAACUGUCUGGGAUUUGCUAACUACAAGCCCAAUAUCGUUAAGUUUCAGAACUGUCUUUAGAACUUCGGCAAAAACUUGAUGGUAACCCUUUGGUGCUUUUAGUAUGUCUUCAUACAGACUUUUAAACGGCAACCAUAAAUGUAUAAAAUGAUUCCCACUUCUUCAAGUUUUGUUUGUUUUUUAAUGAAAAUAAAAUACUUGAUUUUCUAUAAAAUAGAUUCACUGGGAAACUAAUGGGUCUUCGCCUUUCAGUCUGUCCUAUUCACCUGAAUGUAAUUUCAACUUCCUAAGUGGCACAGAUUCAUAAAUCCUGAGAGUUCCUUGGGUUCCAUGUGAACUUCCUUGUUUCUGACACUGGUUAGGUCUCUGCCUAAGCCAGGUUCCACCCAAGUGACUUCUGACUGAUCACUAUAGUCAGUUAUGGUACCAAUUCAUCAUGACAUUAGGCAAGUCAGGUAACUUCUCCGAGCUUUCUGUCAUCAGUGCUUUUCAGAUUGCUCUGUGGACUUCCUGAGGUUAUCCCUCCCGCAGGCUUCACCCCCAAGCAACCAUUUUCACAUGCUGAAU